AUGAGCAAGGGGAUACUCCCAUGCUUUUGGUGCGCACCAACUGACAACGACAAAGGAGGUUUCUUCACCAAGCCAUAUGCUUCGCGAUGGAGAGAAGCCUUCCUCGACAACGUCACGUUCCACAGCAGCCAGUUCUCCGUCAAGGAAUCGCUGGACAACACCGUGGAGUUCUCCACCGUCUACUACGGUGUUCCCGGGCACUUACCGAAGCCUGAUGACGAAGCCUCCGAGUCCAUUCUCUUCCGGGUGAAGAUGGUCUGCCGGAUUCACGAGUCAGGCGAUGUGGUUCUCGACUACGAGGUGAACCCCAGGAGCGACCUCCCUCCCCUUCCACGGGUGGGCGUCGUGUUCAGCGCCGAGAGGUCCCUGAGCCACGUCACGCGGUACGGGCGUGGGCCCUUCGAGUGCUACCCGGACCACAAGGCGUCGGCGUGUACGAGAGCAGAGUGGAGGAGCUACAUGUGCCGUACAUUGCCCCCGUGGAGUGCGGCGGGCGGGCCGACGUCAGGUGGGUGGCGCUCCGCGACGCCGGCGGGCUCGGACUGUCUCAGCUUCCCAGCUGAUGGUGCCGUGCCGGAGGCCCGUGAAGAGAGAGGCCCGUCGAGCCUUGCGAAAGCGAAACAACAAUGA
Miscanthus lutarioriparius is the source of this 630-nucleotide messenger RNA. Lineage: Eukaryota; Viridiplantae; Streptophyta; Magnoliopsida; Poales; Poaceae. The record is from the annotation of a GenBank genome assembly.